Messenger RNA from Benincasa hispida (wax gourd), 561 nucleotides. RefSeq lists its product as uncharacterized. The record is from RefSeq and is a predicted model, not a curated record. NCBI's taxonomy places the organism in Eukaryota, Viridiplantae, Streptophyta, Magnoliopsida, Cucurbitales, Cucurbitaceae.
AUGGCAAGUUAUGUAAAAUUCUUGAAGGAUAUCUUAAUAAAGAAAAGAAAGAUCAGUGAGUUAGAAGCAGUAGCGCUAACGGAGGAGUGCAAUGUGUUGAUCGACAACAACAUUCCUGAAAAGCAGAAGGAUCCGGGCAGUUUCACUGUCCUUUGUUCAAUUGGAGAAAUAGACAUAGGGUAUGUGUUGUGCGAUCUUGGAGCAAGCAUUAGCUUCAUGCCCCUUUCAAUCUUCAAGAAACUGGGAAUUGGUGAAGCUCAGCCCACUUCUGUAAUGCUUCAACUUAUUGAUAGGGCUGUCACGUGUCCUAAAGGAAAUGUUGAAGAUGUCUUGGUAAAGGUUGAAAAAUUUAUAUUUUUAGCAGACUUCAUCAUCCUAGACUAUGAAGCUGCUCGGGAUAUCCCAAUCAUCCUUGGAUGCUUGUACCUUGCUACUGGAAAAGUGUUGAUAGAUCUAUAUAAAGGCGAACUUACUAUGUGUGUCGACAAUCAAGAAGUUAAAUUUAAUGUGCUAAAAGCAUUAAAGUUCUCAGAUGAUGAAGAGCCCUAUCGACUCAAUUGA